Messenger RNA from Colletotrichum godetiae, 3073 nucleotides. RefSeq lists its product as uncharacterized. The transcript has 2 exons. Gene Ontology annotation, biological process: regulation of DNA-templated transcription. Lineage: Eukaryota; Fungi; Ascomycota; Sordariomycetes; Glomerellales; Glomerellaceae. The record is from RefSeq and is a predicted model, not a curated record. Gene Ontology annotation, cellular component: nucleus; histone acetyltransferase complex. Gene Ontology annotation, molecular function: histone acetyltransferase activity. Bases 230 to 2863 code for a protein of 877 amino acids.
CUGCCCCCAAGGUCCCUAGCGGCAGGGAGCUCACAGAGCUAAAGCGAACAUCACGUCGCGACUCCCCUUGCAUACGCGACCCGCAACCUCAUCUCAAGCAUGCGCAACCGUAUGUCGCAACACGCCCAACAGCCACCAUCGAUUCUCCAGUGUCAAAUGCAUCUAUAGCGCUCGAUGCGCCGCCCACCAGGCCGACCAAACACACUCUCAUUACACUCCUUCCGACAAAAUGGCCUCCACCGAAGAGGACGCAGACGCCAUGGACAUUGAGGUGUCGCCCAAAGACAGGACCUCGGUCGAACACGACAUACACCAGUCGCUCGGUUCCAUCAGCAACUCCGUCGAGUCCCUCGAAAUGCGCGCCGAUCCAGACGCGCAAGCUACUGUCACCGACUUCCUCGACUUUACCGAAUACCUACCUUCCGAUAUGACGCGAUCGUUGACUUUGAUCGGCAAGCUCGACCAAACAUAUACCGAAGCGUCAAUCAACGUUCACAACCUCACCUCGACCUGGGGCAAGCUACCUAGCAUUCCUGCCGAAGAGCGUCCAUCUCCAGUACAGUUGCGCGCAGACAUUUCUGACAGUCUGAACCAUGCCGUCAGCUCGCGCGUUUAUGCGCACGCCGAGGCAGUUCGCAUGUCUGAGAAUGUCAACCGUCACUAUAAUCGCGCAAAUACGAUACUAGCCAAGUUGAAGAACCUGCUGGAGAAUUAUCCGGCGGAGGAACAAAAGAGUCCCGUGGCGACUUCCAAGUCUCAGCUUGUCCGAGCGCCGCGGGUGAUGCGAAAUGAAGACGGCGAAAAGGUGCGAAGGCCACGAAUCCCCAGGAUUACUGUGCCUGGCGAAGUGCUGCCGCCUUACGACCAAUUUGUGGCGUACUCGGACGACAGCGACGAGAGCUCCGAAGAGGAAGAUGACGAAUCCCUUGGCCGGACGCCAGCUCGAACGACACCAGCACCGCGGAUCAAAGUUGUCAAAACCCCCAAGGCCAGGCCCCCAAAGACACCAAAGGCUGCGUCCUCAGCACGACCUCCAAAAUCUGUUGCGGGCCCGGCUGCCGCGCCAACUCCUGCUGUUGUGCUGCAGCCUCCGCCAGAGAAUGCCGUGAUAGGAAGCGCGGAUGCUCCCUGGUUGCAAUUAACGCCGUGGGAACUUGCUAGGCUUAGAAAGCGCAUGAAGAAGAAUGCAACCUGGAGUCCAAGCGAUACCAUGAUUCUACGAGAACUUAAGACACUCGGCCGUGGAAUUGAUGCCUACAAGGAGGCGAAAAAGAAGGCUGAGGACGAGGGCAGAGUCUUUGACCAAGUGCCCGCGGCUCUGGCUCCUGAUGCUGAAGCUGGGAAUAAACCAAUCCCAGAAGGUGCCAUUAGCGCCGCUGCGCUUGCGUCUGAUGAUAUCCAGCUAAGCAAUCGGGGCAUGAAGCUCAACGAGGCCAAGAAACUCAAGCGAGAGUCACUGGCUAAACAAGCCGCAGAAGAGGCGGAAGAGUCAGCCAGACAGUUUAGGGAAGCUGCAAGGCUUUUGAUGUCUCAUGAAGCAUCGUCGUCAUCGGUCGCGAACAACAACAACAAUAACAACAAUAACAACACUACUACACCCUCCACUUCGAAUAAUAAUCCUGCCAACGCAGCUGCAGAUCAGCCAAAGGGUGCAAGCAAAGCGAAGACUCCAGCCAAGCCAAAAGCCAACGGCAACAAGCGGAAAAGAGAUUCUUUCCCAGAAGCCGAGGCCGAGAAGCCUGAGCAGCCGCCAGCUGAGACACCAGCGCCUCGUCCCGCUCCAAAGCGCACCAAAACGGAAACUCCGGUCCCACUCCCUCAUCAGCGAGCCAGUCUCACUGCACAAUCCCUAGCAGAGCCUCCUGUACCGCCUCCUGUUCUUACACCAGGCGGUACUGCGGUCACUCCUAAGAUGACGACCCCAGUGCCGAUACCUGUUCCCGGACAGGAUGGCUCGGCCAUAGGCCCUGGCGCUGCGGCUGCAAAGCCGGCCAACACAUCCGCGCCGGCUUCUUCACCAACUGGUUCAGUUGGGCCCCCGGCUUCAGUCGCAAGCACUGUUCCGGCAAGUAUACUGACCAAGCCACCCGCGGAGACGCCAAUACCGCCACCCGUUCUGUCUCCUAAAAAGUCUACCACGCCCAUUCUUCCUCCGGUGCGUGACUCUGCAGCUCGAAGGGAGACAAGGGGGGAGAUGGCAAAGAAGAAUCAGCAGCAACUGGAGAAUCUUACUCCGGUGCCGGCGCCGCAGAUUCCGCAAGCACAGCGCUCGUCGUCCGCAGCGCCUUCGAUCAAACAAUCGAGCCCGCGUGCGGCGACACCGGGUACAACACCGGUGCCCGACGGCCAAGGGAGACGUCCCAGCUCGCGAGGAAAAGCUAUGAGUCAAGAGCCACAGCCUUCGCUAGCAACUGACCGACCCCGUCGCGCUAGUACCGCGCGGAAUACGCCAGCUCCCGAGCAGCGACAGCAGAGCAAGAGGACUAGAAAGCCUGUGCCUGGUAUCGUCAGCAAGACCAACGCUGGAGGCAGCAGUGCCGUGGGUAAGCGAAAAGCGGCUCCCAAGAAGAAACGCGCUCAGAAAAAGGAAAAGGGCCAGCCGAUCGAGAUCGAGUUGGAAGAAGACGACGAGGGUAAUCCAAUCGACCCGAAAGAACCACGAUACUGCGAUUGCAACAGAGUCAGUUUUGGCGAGAUGAUUGCGUGCGACAAUGAUAAUUGCGACAAGGAAUGGUUCCAUCUAGAGUGUAUGGGUAUGACCCAUAUUCCUGCGCGCACAACGAAGUGGUACUGCCCCGACUGCCGCCUCCGUUUGAACAUUGGGGAGAAGGGCGAGAUUAAUGCUAGGGGGAUUAAGGCUUGAGAGGAGGUCCCAGAUGCGAGGUAUGGCGCUGAAUUAUGGGGAGAGAACUCUAACGGCGUUUUGGAGGGGAUUUUAGGAGCGAGGAGUGAAGUUGCCGGGGCUUAUGAUGGACAAAGAGCCAGUCUUGUAUCAACAGUAAAUGAAAGCUGCACCACGGUGUGGCUGUUACGGCACCCGAAAAUUGCUAUAGGACAGAUGACGAUGAUGCCC